AGCCCGGGCGGAGCGCGGCACCCAGCGGCCGCUGAGGCCAGGCUGGCGGCAGUAGCAGCAGCGGCGGCGGCGGUGCCGGAGAGAGCCCCGCCGCGCGUGGCUCCUCGGUGCUGGUGACCUUCCCGGGGCUGCUCGCCGCCUGCCAGGCCGGGGCAGGGCCUCCUCUCCCCGCAGAGCGUGUGUACCAGGCCACGGGGAGGGGGCAGGAGGCCGCACCGGAAUCCCCCUUCGCCCGCGGCUCCUCCUGGCCGCCGGCAGGGCCUGUGCGCGGUGCCGCUCGCCGCCGGGGAGAGGGACGGAGGGAAACGAACGGGACGGACGCCGGGGCCGGGCUGCCCCCCAGGACAGCGUGGAGCAGGGAGCGGGCAGGCCCUGAAGAGAGAGUCGGGUAGGCAGCAGGAGGAGGAGGAGGCAGCCUGCGGCUUGGAGCCACCUCGGCGGCGCAUCCCAGGAAGAGCCGGGGGCACCUCCCCGCCGCUCUUCUCCUCCUCCCGCCGCGGGCAGCCCCUCAUCCCACGGAGAAGUGGAGCCGCCUUCGGAGCGCGGGGCUGCGGGGACGGAGCUGGAGCUGCCUGCCUGGGGGCCGAGGAGAGGGAAGGACCGCUUGCCUGCGUGGGAAGGCGGCCGCCGAGCGCCCCGCCGCUGCCCGCCCGUCCCGACGGCCCGGGAGCCGCCCGGCAGCCCCGCGGGCAGCCGGCUCGCCGCCGCGCCGGGAAGGUGUCCUGUGACAACCUUUGAUCAGCAAGGCUGCAAGUCAUGAAGAAGCUGCAGUAACUGCACAGUCUCUGAUGGAUAAUUGGAUUGGGAUUACUAUGUGGGAGGCUGUGGACUAUUUGCUUCCAACAUAGGAACAGCACUGGGUUGGCAAUCUCCACUCCUGAGAGAAUGCUGGGAAUCUGCAGAGGGCGACGGAAAUUCCUGGCUGCCUCUCUGACUGUCCUUUUUGUUCCAGCCAUUACCUGGAUUUAUCUGUUUGCUGGGAAUUUUGAAGAUGAGAAGCCAGUGUCACUGUCUCCAAUUGAGUCACAGCCCCACAGUCCUCGUUAUACAGCUUCAAGCCAGCGGGAGCGCGAGAGCUUGGAAGUCCGCAUGCGGGAGGUGGAGGAGGAGAACCGUGUGCUUCGCAAGCAGCUCAGCCUGGCACAGAGCCGAAGCCCCUCACACCAUCAUGGCAACAAUUCCAAAACCUACUCCAUGGAAGAGGGGACAGGUGACAGUGAGAGCCUGCGGGCUGGCAUUGUGGCAGGGAACAGCUCUGAGUGUGGGCAGCAACCAGCCGUGGAAAAAUGUGAGACCAUCCACGUUGCCAUUGUUUGUGCAGGGUACAAUGCCAGUCGGGAUGUUGUCACGCUUGUCAAGUCCGUCUUAUUUCACAGGCGAAACCCACUCCACUUCCACCUCAUUGCAGAUGCAAUUGCCAAACAAAUCCUGGCAACUCUGUUCCAGACGUGGAUGGUCCCUGCUGUGCGCAUAGACUUCUACGAUGCAGAUGAGCUCAAGUCGGAAGUGUCUUGGAUCCCCAACAAACACUACUCUGGGAUUUACGGGCUGAUGAAGUUGGUUCUGACUAAGACGCUACCUUCCAAUCUGGAGCGAGUCAUUGUCCUCGACACAGACAUAACAUUUGCCACUGACAUUGCUGAGCUAUGGGCCGUCUUUCACAAGUUCAAAGGGCAGCAGGUUCUUGGCUUAGUGGAGAACCAAAGUGAUUGGUAUCUGGGCAACCUUUGGAAGAAUCAUCGUCCCUGGCCAGCUCUUGGGAGGGGCUACAAUACAGGGGUUAUCCUGCUGCUUCUGGAUAAGUUACGGAAGAUGAAAUGGGAGCAGAUGUGGAGACUUACAGCAGAGCGGGAGUUAAUGAGUAUGCUAUCCACUUCACUGGCUGACCAGGAUAUCUUCAAUGCAGUUAUCAAACAAAAUCCCUUCCUUGUCUAUCAGCUUCCAUGUUUCUGGAAUGUGCAGCUGUCUGAUCACACCCGUUCUGAGCAGUGCUACAGAGAUGUGUCUGAUCUGAAGGUGAUUCACUGGAAUUCACCAAAGAAGCUGCGAGUGAAAAACAAGCAUGUGGAGUUCUUCCGCAACCUCUACCUGACAUUUCUAGAAUACGAUGGGAACUUGCUGAGACGAGAACUCUUUGGCUGCCCCAGUGAGACAGAUGUUAACAGUGAAAACCUCCAGAAACAACUGUCUGAGCUGGAUGAGGAUGACUUAUGCUAUGAAUUUCGUCGAGAACGUUUCACUGUCCAUCGCACUCAUUUGUAUUUUCUACAUUACGAAUAUGAGCCUGCUUCUGACAACACUGAUGUAACACUGGUGGCUCAGCUUUCAAUGGACAGGCUCCAGAUGCUUGAAGCUAUCUGCAAACACUGGGAAGGUCCAAUUAGCCUGGCACUCUAUCUUUCUGAUGCAGAAGCUCAGCAAUUUCUGCGCUAUGCCCAGGGCUCAGAAGUCCUUAUGAGCCGCCACAAUGUCGGAUACCAUAUCGUGUACAAGGAGGGCCAGUUCUACCCUGUGAAUCUUCUGCGGAAUGUGGCCAUGAAGCAUAUCAGCACGCCAUACAUGUUUCUCUCUGACAUUGACUUCUUGCCCAUGUAUGGACUCUACGAGUACCUCAGGAAGUCUGUCAUUCAGUUAGACUUGGCCAACACCAAGAAAGCUCUCAUUGUACCUGCUUUUGAGACUCUACGCUAUCGCCUCUCCUUCCCCAAGUCAAAAGCAGAGUUGCUGUCUAUGUUGGACAUGGGAACCCUCUUCACGUUCAGGUAUCAUGUCUGGACAAAAGGGCACGCGCCAACAAACUUUGCCAAAUGGCGAACAGCCACCACCCCCUACCGCGUUGAGUGGGAAGCAGACUUCGAGCCAUACGUUGUCGUGAGGAAGGACUGCCCUGAAUAUGACAGGCGGUUUGUUGGAUUUGGCUGGAACAAAGUAGCUCACAUCAUGGAACUGGAUGCACAGGAGUACGAGUUCACAGUGCUGCCCAACGCCUACAUGAUCCACAUGCCGCAUGCCCCCAGCUUUGACAUCACCAAGUUUCGCUCCAACAAGCAAUACCGCAUCUGUCUCAAGACCUUGAAGGAGGAAUUCCAGCAGGAUAUGUCACGCCACUACGGCUUUGCAGCUCUAAAAUAUCUCACGGCAGAGAACAACAGCUAGCACAAUGGAGCCCACUUACAGGAAACAAAGACACCGAAGGGAGGAGCCACUUCAUGUUUGGGGUCCAGUCUUUAAACUUUGAACUGAGAAAUACUUUCUGUUUUUUAUAUCAUACCUGGCAAUUCUAACAGUAGAGUUUUGAAGUGACAUGUCUUCAGACUAUGCUCAUUAGCCCCUUCCCUGACUACCCCAGGCCUUUCAGCUUUAGCAUUUGUGAGAUGUGAAUGAGAGGGGCCAGCUGCAAUCCCAUCAUACAACAGGAGGUGGGGAAUGGGGACGGACUAGGAAUGCUGUUCUCUUAACUGCAGAGCAAAGACAGACCUUCAGAAUAUAGGAUUUCAUGUUGCUAUUUAAUAAUUUGACAUGCUUUUUAUCUGUAAAGGAAGAUCUUCGGGUCGCUGUCCUGUGAAUUUCAAAUCUGCACUACUCUGAAAGGGAACUUCUACUCGUGAACUUUCACAGUGGCCCUGUUAACAUAGACGACCUUGUUAAUGCAGGAUAAGCCAAAGGUCUGAAUUAGCCUUGAAAAUGAAGGGGACGCUUAUACAAUACUGCACUCUAGAGAAGGUGUGUUACUGGUUUAGGUGUGUACAUGAUAUCUGUUGGUCUUUUAUUCUCAAAUUAAUUCUAUCAGGAAAAUCCUCUAUGCUCUACCCUGCCAUUUCUGCAGUCCUAAAUGCCAUCCUUUCCUUGCCAAGGAAAUGUCACCCUUAUGUUCCUUUUCCAUCUUCAGUUCUGGUAGUUCAGUAAAGGAGCCAAUAGUUCUGCCAGAAUGUGAACAAAACUUGUUAGUGUAAGGCUUGUUUUCACCAGAUCAACUUGUUCGUGUAUGUGUCGUAAAAUAAAGGGCCUGGUUGUAACUCUUUAUCCUUUUUAGGCAAGAACUGGAUUUUCCAUAGAAGGCAUUUUGUGCUGGGGGAUAUUGACUUGUAGAUUCUUUUGAUGCAUGUCCGACCGUGAAGGCCUUGGGCCUUGGGCUUUAAGUGAACUUCUUUGCUGAACAGGGAAACAUAAACAUGGAACUAGUAGCCUGUGUGCUACCCGGCUGCCUGCUACAAGGUCUCAGAACUACUUCGUUAAAGGAGUUUAUAAAUAAAAGGAGUGGAAGUGCUAGGAAUAAACUCCCCAUUCGAGGGGGAGAAGAGAAUGUGUUGGGAAUCUGAAUGUGAGUGUUUGCUUGAAUGUGGGCUAGUCAAGUUCACAACGUCAAUAUACACAGGAAUAUUCUGGAGGGUGGAUCAGGAAACUUAACAAGCAAAACACAAAACAAAACACUGGACUUUUUACCAUUUUCUUUAUUCUUCAGUAUUAAUGUUGUGUUUACAUUGGAUAAGGAGGUGAGGUUUAAUGCACUACCCCUUGCAGGGCUACUUGUAAUUUCUGUUGCAAUGUUAAUAGAGAAAGCAGAAAUGACUCAAUGAGAAAUGUGUGUCUCUCUCCCUACCCCAGACCCACAUAGACUGUCCUUACCAAUACCACUGACUAGGCUGUUAAGUGGACCCACAUUGCAUUCUGCUCACUUUAUUCCAUUCUGGUUUUUAGCCACUCGAUCUUCCACUUUCCUCUCUGCCUCAUCCCUCUAGAGCCUGGUUUUAUUUCUAACCUGACAUUUUACGAGAGCUUUCUGUUACAGUGGGAACCACGCGGUUAAACGAGACAUUUAGACUACAAAUAUCAGUUCAUCACGCUGUGUAUAUAUAAGAAAAGCCAAAAAAAGGCAACGUCUUUGACAGGAAAUAAAAAGGGGCGGGAAGCUGUGCGUAAUUGUUACAUUUUCCCCUGGGAGUCUUGGCUGCAUAUGAAUACAUCACUGCGUAAUUUUCCAAAGUACUUUUCUUCUGUUCUUAAUGGCUUCAUUUAAAGAUUUGCAUAAAAAACUGUGAAAAGCUGAGAAGCAGUGAAAUGACUGUUCAGUCCUGGCUAAGAUAUAUUAAAAAAAAAAAAAAAAAAAAAAAAGUGAAAUCUUGAGUCCCCAAAUUCCAUAUCACUCACCAUUAAAGGCCCAGGUCAGUGUGACUAUUGCGAAUGAGAAGAACCUUACAGCACAAAGUCCUGUUGAUCAUAUAAUGUGAAGAAAGACAUCAAAGCUUAUCCUAAGAGAGGCUGAAUACUGGCUGUAUUCACAUAAAAUCUCUGGAGCUUCAGUGUAACCACUGAACAGUAGCUUCAUUUCCAGAUGUGCAUCUGUCUUUAGCUUAACAGUAUUGGCCAGAGAUGGAAUAGAUUGUCCUGCAACAACAUAACCUGUAGCAUGGACCUGUACAUUACUGGGGUGUGCCAUUAGCAAUACUAAUGUUAUACUCUCUUUGAUGCCCAUGAGAUGAAGAUGGGAGAGCAGGGAGGUAAUCAUUUGCUACUUUCCUAUAGAUUCAGCAAGCUGUGGGACUUCUAAGACAGGCUUAGGUAUGCUGGCUGUUGUAACUAGCUCAGAGAUUGCUAGUAAUUUCAGAGAGCCUGUUCUUUUCCUUAUAGACACUGUGUGACUUGUAUCUGUCAUGUCAUGUUUGUCUAUAUGCUUCAUAAUUCAAAAGAAAUGAGGGCUGGUUUUUAGUACAUUUCAGCCAAUUUACCUGGUAGCAAAUUGGGUCUUACUUGCUUGUCUCUAACUGCCAGGACUACUCCAGCACCAUGAAAACAAAUAACAACAACAAAAAAAUCUCCAACCCAGUUACAACCCUGACUGUCUUCCAGUCCUCUGCUAUAGUAGAUGUUUGUUAGCAGUUUUGUUAAUUCUCAGAUUUCUCCUGAACUCAUCAAGAAAUAUCAGAUAAACCUGGUGACUUAAUGCCUUUGAUUUAUUGAUUUGUUCCAUCAACUUCUCUCUUGAGUCUUCAGUCUAUGACCUCUCCUUAUCUUUGUUAUUUGAAAGUGUGAGUCUCAUUUAAACAUCACUCCAACACCUUCUCUGGUGAACAUUGAUGCAAAUAAAUCAUUUAGAUUCUUGCCAA
Messenger RNA from Rhea pennata, 6104 nucleotides. RefSeq names its product LARGE xylosyl- and glucuronyltransferase 1 (gene LARGE1). The transcript is spliced from 16 exons. Bases 886 to 3156 code for a protein of 756 amino acids. The record is from RefSeq and is a predicted model, not a curated record. Gene Ontology annotation, cellular component: Golgi apparatus. Gene Ontology annotation, biological process: protein O-linked glycosylation via mannose. Gene Ontology annotation, molecular function: glucuronosyltransferase activity; xylosyltransferase activity. Lineage: Eukaryota; Metazoa; Chordata; Aves; Rheiformes; Rheidae.